GUAUCUUUCGCUUUGCUCGCCGUGGUCGUGUGCUUCGCCGCCGCCGCCGCCGCCGAAGAUGUCAAAUCGUCGCAGUCGUCCGCUCAAUCCGCCAACGACCGGAGCAAACGCGGUCUGUUAGCCGCCCCGCUGGUGGCCGCCCCGUACGUAGCAGCACCGUACGCCGCAGCCCCGUACGCCGCAGCCCCGUACGUAGCUUCCCCGUACGCCGCCGCCCCGUACGUUGCCUCCCCGUACGCGGCCGCCCCUUACGCACUCGCUUCCCCAUACGCCUCUCCGUACGUCUCGUCGUACACCUCUUACCCGUACGUGGCCAAGACUUUGGCUUCCCCGUACACUUACUACCCGUGA
This is a messenger RNA of Cinara cedri, 351 nucleotides long. The record is from the annotation of a GenBank genome assembly. Lineage: Eukaryota; Metazoa; Arthropoda; Insecta; Hemiptera; Aphididae.